This is a messenger RNA of Camelina sativa (false flax), 1464 nucleotides long. NCBI's taxonomy places the organism in Eukaryota, Viridiplantae, Streptophyta, Magnoliopsida, Brassicales, Brassicaceae. The record is from RefSeq and is a predicted model, not a curated record.
AUGGCUGCAGCUUACGCUUACCUUCGAGACGUUAAGCCUUACAAGACUUCUUGGAAGGUCCAAGUCAGGGUCCUUCAUUCAUGGAAGACCUACUCAACAAGGUUUGGUGAAACAUUCGAUAUGGUGCUCUCAGAUGUCCAAGUAAGUUUAAAUACUGGUGUCUCUCAUCAUUCACCUGUAAUUUUAUGGCCGAGAUGCAACUACAAUGUACCUUAUAUCUUCUGUUAUCAUGGAACGAAGAUUCACGCUUCGGUCAAGAAAGACUUGAUCAGUCGUUUUGAAAACAAGGUCGUCGCUGGGCAAUGGAAAACUGUCGAGAACUUUGGUUUGAGUAUCGCCACUGGUCAAUUCAAGCCUACUACCCAUCGUUAUAAGAUGUCGUUCAUCACUCAAACCAUUGCCAGUAGGAUGGAUUCUUUCUCUGAUGAUCCGUAUUUAACUCUCUCCCCAUUUGUUUCUAUCUUGUCCGGCAACCUAAAUGAAAACAAUCUGAUUGAUAUUGUUGGUCAAAUUGUUAAUGUUGGUGAGAUGGAAACCAUCGAUGUCAACAACAGACCCACUAAGAAGAUCAGUUUUGAGCUUCGGGAUGAGAGUGAUGAUAGACUACCAUGCACUUUGUGGGGUACAUUUGCUGAGCAAGUGAGUAGUGCUUGUGAAGUUGAUGCUCAAGCACGUGUUAUUUGUUUGGUGAGAUUUGCAAAAAUCAAGACUUAUAAUGAGAAGAGGAGUAUCUCCAAUGCUUUCAACGCAUCGGUAGUGGUUUUUAAUCCCGACUAUGCUGACAUCCUAGAGUGGCAGAAUAAGUGUAACAAGAAGGUUACACCUAUCAACGCAAUCACCAAUGGUUCUGUCUCAACGGCAAAGAAACCCCAGUUCUGGUGUGAUGGUUGCAACCAUCAUGUUACUAAUGUUCUUGCAAGGUGUACAAACUACAUGUCAACGUUGGAUAAUUCUGGUGAGUUGAAGUUGAUGCUCUUUGAUAGCAUUGCCACAGAGAUUGUAGGCUGUGCAGCAAACUCACUCAUUGAUGGGCCAUUUUAUGAGAUGGAAGAUCCUGACAACUUGCCAGAUGAUAUCAAGAAUUUGGUCGGAAAAACAUUCCAGUUUCUUGUGAGUAUUGAAAGUGAAAACCUGUGGAAUGAGUUGAAUAUCUACAAGGUUUCAAGGGUGCUGGUUAAUGAUGGUGUACCAGAUGAUGACAUUAAUGAUGAUUCAAAUGGUGGGGAUAAUCCUCCGGAUGAUAGCACCGGAUAUCAGGCUAGCCUGUGCUUGACCAGCAGUCAGGUAGUCUCUGACUUCACGACUCCAUCGUCAAAGCGUAGAAGUGCUGAUAAAGACUCCCCUAAUGACUAUUCCUCUACUACAAAGAAGCUUUGUCUGGACCACAUCAAAGUGGUUCAGAUUAAGCAGGAGAAGCUGACCAAGGCAGAGAUGGUGAAUGAGGCAAACAAGAAGAAGUCGUGA